Molecule: messenger RNA, 2729 nt
Organism: Sarcophilus harrisii (Tasmanian devil)
Lineage: Eukaryota; Metazoa; Chordata; Mammalia; Dasyuromorphia; Dasyuridae
Gene: TERF2
Product: telomeric repeat binding factor 2
Exons: 10
Coding region: 120-1781 (553 amino acids)
Biological process (GO): negative regulation of telomere maintenance via recombination; telomeric D-loop disassembly; protein localization to chromosome, telomeric region
Cellular component (GO): shelterin complex; chromosome, telomeric region; nucleus
Molecular function (GO): double-stranded telomeric DNA binding; protein homodimerization activity; telomerase activity
Source: RefSeq, a predicted model, not a curated record
GCGGCGCUUUUGACGUCACUGCCGGCGGUGGAGCUGUCCGUCUGGCGGGCGGCGCGCGGGCGCAGGGCCUGGCCGGGCUAGUUGGCGUUCGCUCCCUCUCCUCGCCGUGCCGUGCCGAGAUGCCUGGGGGAAGCAGCGGGAGCCACCCUGGACACGGGCGGGCCGCGAGCCGCAAGCCGUCGCGGAGGAUGGGGCGGGCCCGGCGCGGGCGCCACGAGUCGGGCCUCGGGGGGGACGGGGAGAGGGGGGUGGGCGAUCCGCGGCUGGAAGAGGCGGUGAACCGCUGGGUGCUAAAGUUCUACUUCCACGAGGCGCUGCGGGCCUUUCGGGGCGGCCGGUACGGGGACUUCAGGCAGAUCCGGGACAUCAUGCAGGCUCUGCUUGUGCGGCCCUUGGGAAAGGAGCACACCAUCUCCCGACUGCUGCGGAUUAUGCAGUGUCUGUCACGUAUAGAAGAGGGGGAAAAUUUGGACUGUUCCUUUGAUAUGGAGGCUGAACUCACACCUCUGGAAUCCGCUAUCAAUGUGCUGGAGACCAUUAAAACGGAGUUUACUCUCACAGAGGCAGUGGUAGAAUCCAGUAGAAAACUGGUCAAGGAGGCUGCUGUCAUCAUUUGUAUCAAAAACAAAGAAUUUGAAAAAGCUGCAAGAAUUUUGAAAAAACAUAUGUCCAAGGACCCUACAACUCAGAAAUUGAGAAAUGAUCUGCUGGGUAUUAUCCGAGAAAGGAACAUUACACACCCAGUGAUUCAGAACUUUUCCUAUGAGACCUUCCAGCAGAAGAUGUUGCGAUUCCUAGAGAGCCAUAUGGAUGAUGCUGAGCCUUAUCUCCUCACGAUUGCAAAGAGGGCUUUGAAAUCGGAGUCAUCUUCAUCAUCUUCAUCAUCAUCAUCUUCUGCCUCCUCUGCCGCCGCCAUCGCUGCAGCCACUACCACUGUCACUACCACCACAGCUAACACAUCUGCUACAGCUGCCACGGCUCCGACUCCCACUGCCAGUACCACAGCUAAUGUUGUUGUUGCUACUGUGGGUGAAGGUCCCGAGAACAUAAAGGAAGACAAACAGACAGUCUUUGAGCCUAUGGAAAAGCCACUCAAGGAGCCCAUGAGACCGUUGCCUGAAGGUCCUUCCACAUUUGGGAUUUCAACUCUGAAAAGAGCUUUUAAGAGCCUUUCUGAUUCACAAGAUCCUGAAGCAGCUUUCACUAAAUUGGACCAGAAGGAUGUUACAGUUCCUAGUCCAGUGUCCUCAGCAGCCCUCAAAAACAAGAGACAGAGACAAGAUGAAAGUUCUCCCUCAGAGUCUGCAGAUAAUGCUGAACUGCAGCCCAAGAACAAGCGAAUGACAAUAAGCAGAUUGGUUCUGGAGCAUGACAGCCAAGGUAGUGAGCAGAGUGAUAGCCCAGACUCCUCCCAAGAGACCAUUGUGUCUUCAGCCUCCAACUCCACAGUCCUGAAGCUGCACAAUCAGCCCCUGUCUGGGGAGAAGAGUCACAAAGUUCAUAAAGACAAAUGGAACAGCUCCAAUGGUCUUGAAGAAAAAGAUACCUGGUUGGAGGAAGAAGAACUCUUUCACGUCCAGGGAUCAGAUGGAAAUAGUUCAGUCGCUGGAACAAAAAAGCAGAAGUGGACCGUGCAAGAGAGUGAGUGGAUCAAAGCUGGAGUGAAAAAAUAUGGGGAAGGAAACUGGGCUGCUAUUUCCAAAAAUUUCCCCUUUGUUAACCGAACAGCUGUGAUGAUCAAGGACCGUUGGCGGACCAUGAAAAAACUGGGAAUGAACUGAAAACUUUUAUUUUCUCAGAAUUAAUAGGGGCAUGUCUUCAAAUAAUAGCCCUCUAUUCCAUGCUUUCUUUCUGAAGUUGAGCUGGGGUGAUGAGAGUUGUGGGCAGCCUGUUUCUCUGGGGAGAUCCUUGUUCCAUUUUUGUGCUGUCAAAAAGCAUACAGAGUUAAGAGGGAGAAGGAGAACCCUGGCCCAGCUUUCUUGGCAGGAAUAACUAAGGUACCCAGUUUGGGAAGGACCAGGAGGCAGGCGGCUUCUGGCUGAACUGAAACCCCUCAUGGGUCAGUAGAAACGGCCCCACAGACAGAAUUGUGCUUGUCAGGAUGUCUCGCCCCCUUCCCGGGGCGAACAUCCUGAAGUCAGAAGCGAGUUAUGACUUUGAUGAAUUAGCCACAGACAGAAUUCUAGAGGAAGCCGAGGCGAGGAGCUGCCUCCAUCAGGAACCCAAGGGGUGGAGAGCUGCAUCUGGGUCACGGAAGAAGGAUGUUUUCACCUGUUGGGAUCCAUAUGGGCCCCUAACCUGCCAGGUUCCGGUUCUCAUCUUUUCUGGGCUGAGAGGCAGCUUUGAGCCUUGAUUCCCAUAUGGCUGAACUGGUGUGGGCUUGUUUUUUCUUUUGUAAAAUUGUGUGUUGUAGGUGAGCUUACUCUUUCCCCUUCUUCUCUGGACUCUGGAAGCUUUAAAGAAGCCUGAAUAUAGCCCUUAGUUCUGUUCCUAGUUUGUGAAAUGUUUGCAGCUGCUUGAUUCCCCGCGUUGUGCUUUUGAAGGCUGGUGUGUUGCUGAGCAGGAGCUCACCACUCCUUCUGGCUCUUUCCAUAUUGUUUUGUGCUUGCUGUCUCUCUCAGACACCCUUGAAGAAAGGCCAGAAGGUCUCUUUUUAGCCACAACUUUCAGUAAAAUGUUUUCUGUAACCUUUUUUUUUUUAAAAGAUGAAUACUAAUUAUUGUCCAUUA